AUGGCUGACCUUACGGAACGGCGACGAGGCAUCCUUAGAUCCAUCGCGGUGGUCGAAGGAUUGUUUGGUUCGAACGCUCACACUCUUUUCGCAGGGCUUGCUACCACCCUCCUAUCUAAAUGUGAGCCACAGCCCGACGAGGACUCAGAUAUUCCAGAGGAGGUUUGGCAAGUUCAGGAACUCAUUGACUGUCUUUUCCCCGGAGCCGACACAUCUAACCCAAGUUUUCAGCGCCGCUAUAGCGAAUCCCAGAUCUCUUCUAUCACGGCUGAAGAGUUGCAAACCACUAGUCUUACCCCAGAAGAGGUUAUUUGGGUGGCAGAGCGGACAUCGACAUUGUUUAAUUUUCACAAUCUCGAGGCUUUGGAAGUUACUACUGACCCACUGCCCGAGGAGUUUCAGCAGUGUAACGGCGGUGAGUGUGGCAUUUGUUACGAGUCGCCUACUAUUGGUAUGGUUCUAGUGAUCCUUCCCUGUCAACAUUGGUACUGUGGGGAAUGUAUCUUGAGGUGGCUUUUUACCAACCCUACAUGUCCGGCAUGUCGUCAAGAUGCCCUACCCACGCAGUCCCAGCAGAUGUGA
Molecule: messenger RNA, 582 nt
Organism: Penicillium maclennaniae
Lineage: Eukaryota; Fungi; Ascomycota; Eurotiomycetes; Eurotiales; Aspergillaceae
Product: RING finger protein
Exons: 2
Coding region: 1-582 (193 amino acids)
Biological process (GO): ubiquitin-dependent protein catabolic process
Molecular function (GO): ubiquitin protein ligase activity
Source: RefSeq, a predicted model, not a curated record